AUGGCCGACGACGCCAUCUCCAUCUACGAUGAGAUCGAAAUCGAAGACAUGACCUUCGACCCCACCCUGCAAAUCUACCACUACCCGUGUCCGUGUGGCGACCGCUUCGAGAUUGCAAUCGAUGACCUCCGCGACGGCGAAGACAUCGCCGUGUGCCCGAGUUGCAGCCUGAUGAUCCGGGUGAUCUUCGACCUGGCCGAUCUCCCGAAGGAUGACAAGCAAGAUUCCGCUGGUGCCGUUGCUGUGCAAGCUUAG
Aspergillus terreus NIH2624 is the source of this 255-nucleotide messenger RNA. RefSeq names its product CSL family zinc fnger-containing protein (gene dph3). Gene Ontology annotation, molecular function: metal ion binding. The record is from RefSeq and is a predicted model, not a curated record. Gene Ontology annotation, biological process: protein histidyl modification to diphthamide. The transcript has 2 exons. NCBI's taxonomy places the organism in Eukaryota, Fungi, Ascomycota, Eurotiomycetes, Eurotiales, Aspergillaceae. Bases 1 to 255 code for a protein of 84 amino acids.